GUGAGCCGCGGCUUCCGGCCAGGAGGUGCGAGCGGAGGACGAGGUGCGCCCGGGCGGCAGCUCGGCGGGGAUCCUGGGCCUCGGGCCUUCCCCGACUACUGGUCCGCACCAGUCCGACCGCCCUUAGACUUGUUUGCUCUGCAGCCGUCGGCCCGGGAACUGGAGCCCCUCAGACUCGUAAGACCCUCGAGGAAGCGCCCCUGCCGGGGGAAUCGCCCCAACAUCCCAUCGUAUUGUGAGCCAACUGGGUCGGAGGCAGAGGCCACCAUGGAGCAGUGUACAAGCGUGGAGAGAGAGGUAGACAAGGUCCUCCAGAAGUUCCUGACCUAUGGGCAGCACUUCGAGCAGAGCCUGGAGGAGCUGCUGCACUGUGUGGGCCGGCUGCGGGCUGAGCUGGCCAGAGCAGCCCUCCAGGGGACCUCACUCUCAGCCACCCUCUCCUCGGUGAUGUCCCAGUGUUGCCAGAAGAUCAGAGAUGCUGUGCAGAAACUGGCUUCCGACCACAAGGACAUUCACGGCAGUGUCUCCCGAGUGGGCAAAGCCAUUGACAGGAACUUUGACUCUGAGAUUUGCGGUGUGGUCUCGGAUGCGGUGUGGGACUCACAGGAGAAGCAGCAGCAGACCCUGCAGCUGGCCAUUGUGGAGCACCUGUACCAGCAGGGCAUGCUCAGUGUGGCCGAGGAGCUAUGCCAGGAAUCUACGCUGAAUGUGGACUUGGAUUUCAAGCAGCCUUUCCUGGAGUUGAAUCGAAUCCUAGAAGCCCUGCAUAGACAUGACCUGGGGCCGGCCUUGGAAUGGGCCGUCUCCCACAGGCAGCCUCUGCUCGAGCUCAACAGCUCCCUGGAGUUUAAGCUGCACCGACUGCACUUUAUUCACCUCCUGGCUGGGGGCCCCGACAAGCAGCUGGAGGCCCUCAGCUACGCCAGGCACUUCCAGCCCUUUGCUCGGCUGCACCAGCGAGACAUCCAGGUGAUGAUGGGCAGUCUGGUGUACCUGCGGCUAGGCUUGGAGAAGUCGCCCUACUGCCACCUCCUGGACAACAGCCACUGGGCUGAGAUCUGUGAGACCUUUACCCGCGAUGCUUGUUCCCUGCUGGGGCUUUCUGUGGAGUCGCCCCUCAGUGUCAGCUUUGCCUCUGGCUGUGUAGCGCUGCCCAUGCUGAUGAACAUCAAAGCUGUGAUUGAGCAGAGGCAGUGCACGGGGGUCUGGAGCCACAAGGAUGAGCUACCGAUUGAGAUUGAACUCGGCAUGAAGUGCUGGUUCCACUCGGUGUUCGCCUGCCCCAUCCUACGCCAGCAGACGUCGGAGUCCAACCCCCCCAUCAAGCUCCUCUGUGGCCACGUCAUCUCACAAGAUGCACUUAACAAGCUCGUUAAUGGAGGAAAGCUGAAGUGUCCCUACUGCCCCGUGGAGCAGAACCCAGCUGAUGGGAAACGCAUCAUAUUUUGAUUCCUGCCUAGAAGGAACUUGGUUUAAACAAGUUUUUCACCCGUGAGCCUUGCUGCCUCAUGGGAUGGUUGGCUUCAGUGGAUGGUGGUUCAUUUCAGAGCAGCUAGCUGGCUGAGUGCCACCACAACAGGGGCCAAGAGGGAGGUGAACCAGCCUGCACUGGACAGUUGGCUGCUGGACUGUCCCAACAGGGAAAGACUGGCUUCUAGAUCCCAUUGUCUCCCUGCUUCUGUUGCAGGACUUGGUAGCAACCGACAGAGGAGCGGAGGACUUGGGUGUCGGCAGCAAGUCUUCCAUCCCUGCCCUCUACCAGGUCUCCUCCUGCUGCACAGCCUCACCACUGUGUUUAUCGCCCACUGUAAAUACCUCGGGUUAGAACUGAGUGCCAUUGCUUUGUAACUUUGAGCAAAUAUAUUCACAGGCCUACUCCUUCC
Molecule: messenger RNA, 1883 nt
Organism: Phyllostomus discolor (pale spear-nosed bat)
Lineage: Eukaryota; Metazoa; Chordata; Mammalia; Chiroptera; Phyllostomidae
Gene: RMND5B
Product: required for meiotic nuclear division 5 homolog B
Exons: 11
Coding region: 268-1449 (393 amino acids)
Biological process (GO): proteasome-mediated ubiquitin-dependent protein catabolic process
Cellular component (GO): GID complex; nucleus; cytoplasm
Molecular function (GO): protein binding; ubiquitin protein ligase activity
Source: RefSeq, a predicted model, not a curated record